GAUGCAUGGAAGCAGUCCAAGUCUGGCUCUCUCCUAGGUACAAUGACGGAUCCAGGUCCCCCAAGAAGAACAUUGCCGGCGCGAGAUCGGGGUGAGUCUCGAGCCAAACGACGAGCUUCGUCCCCGGCUCAGCCUGCUGCCACCUCGACGCCUCGCAAACCUCCAACACCUACACCGUCCGUCGAGCCUCCUCGCCAAAAGCGUAAAUAUACGAAACGCGCCAGUCUAGUUGAAAAACAAGACGCGACGGAAGAGGGCUUCUCAGCUCGAUUUGGGGCUCAAAAGUCUUUGCCAACUUCAAGAGAGAAGCCGCCAACAGUCCUGUCUCCGAAUGAAUAUCAAUCCGUCGCCGAAAGUGCAGUCCUUGCCGCCUCACUUCAUCGUUCCCGCAUGCAGUGGCUAUGUGAGGGUGUUUUCAAGAAGUACUGGGUCAAGCCUGUCAAGAGAAAAGGCGUGAUUGAGGCACCCCCAAACAAUCCCGAUGUUAAGUCUAUGCAGAAGUUGGGCGCUGCGACAAUUACCAUUGAGCCACAUAUAUUCGACGUCUAUUUCUACAUAGUCAGAGAUCCAUCUGCCCCCCAGCCAUACCAGCGUCAUGCCAAUCAGCACACUGGAAAGCAUAUGAUACCUCCAGCACCACCUUAUGGUAUAUACCAAUCACCUGGGCCGCAUACAAUUCCCCGACCUCCUGCGCCGGCACCUCCGCCUUCGCAGCGAUCAACGGGAACUCCUUCGGUCCAAAAUACGGCCUCGCAGACUCAGCCAACGCCUCCAGUUGGUCAUCCCGCAAGAGUUUCCACGCCAACAGGCCCUCCUGUAAACGCAACGCGACAAGAAGGCGUGCAAAGGCAAGAUCAGAACACCCCCAUCCCUCCCAACAAAAUCCCUGUUGCACCUUCAACGAAAGCACCCACUCCGACACCACAACCGCCUCAAAGGCAACCUAACCCACCUCCCGGGCCCAGCGGGCGACAUACCACGACAGACCCUGUCAUUCAGAUGUUAGCCGCAAGGGCAGCCUCGGACCCGAAACUCAAAGAAUUAAUGAAAGUUGUGGCAACAUCCAAGGCCUCCCCAGAGCAGCUCAAAGAGUUCCAGGCUCACAUUGACGAAUUUAACGAGGUGGUGCGGCGACAAGAGUCCGAACGACGGGCCAAAAGUGCAGAGCAAGCAUCAAACAAGACACCAUCGACCCCAGUACCCGUCGGCGGUCCAAGACCUGUUCAGCCCGAAUCCAAACCACCCACACCACAACCAGCAACCAAUUCACGAAUUCCUACUCCUUCUCCUGCGCCGGUGGCCGCUCACCCGUCCACCUAUGGUACACCGCAGCAUCAAGCACGCCCGACGCCGUCGCCUUCUCCGAACACGACACCUGGAAGUGUCCAGACAUUUCCCCAGACUCAGGCUCCGGGUCCAGCGGGAUAUGGGGGUUAUCGACCAAUUCCGCCUCCGCCUCCUCCCCGGACGGAACCAAUCAUUAAACACAUCGUCCUUGAGAUACAAUCAUCUGGUGGUCAGCAAGCCUCGAGCGAUCGCUGGCUCUUCCCCGAGUAUGCGGUGUUGGAAUUACGACAGGGAGGACUGGAAAUGCUGUGCUCAUUUCUCGUCGAACGUCGAGGUUCUGAGAUCCUGGCUAGCACGGGGGAUGAGUGUCAUGCCGAGGGCAGUACAUGGAAGGCUGAUCAGGAAUACUACGAGCCUGUGACCAUGACUGUAAGAGCAACUCACCAUCGCACAAUAGAAACGAUUGCGCGUGCAGCCAAAAUGCUGCCGCAGGUACAAGAACACAUGAAAAAUGUGUUGGAAAAGGCGGAACGCGCGCCCCGGGAGUACCUGGUGCAUCAACUGCCACGCGAGGAUGUGGGAGCGGAUACAACGGAAGGGUUCAUUGACAGCGGCGUGGAACUUGGCAACGAGUCGCCCUCUGAAGACGACGAAUUGAAGGAUGUGUAUGGUAUAUGAGUCGUGGUGGGGUUGGUGAUCGCCGGUGUUGGUUACAGUCGGCAGGAAGAAGUCGGUACGAUGGUACCUGGAGACUCCAUGUACAGUUGCCCGCCUAGAGAGGUAACCAGGCCACGUUGAUGAAGUUAGCCCGCCCCAUUGUGCUCGUAAAGGUUUCGAAAAAGGCACCGAGGAUGAAAUAGUACGAGUAUGAGAAAGGAAGUCAAGCGUCGUGUCUCGGUAGACGAAGUGUUCGAUCCUGG
This is a messenger RNA of Exophiala oligosperma, 2207 nucleotides long. RefSeq lists its product as uncharacterized. The record is from RefSeq and is a predicted model, not a curated record. Lineage: Eukaryota; Fungi; Ascomycota; Eurotiomycetes; Chaetothyriales; Herpotrichiellaceae. The coding region runs from base 43 to 1965 and encodes 640 amino acids. Gene Ontology annotation, biological process: chromatin remodeling. Gene Ontology annotation, molecular function: ATP-dependent H2AZ histone chaperone activity. The transcript has a single exon. Gene Ontology annotation, cellular component: Swr1 complex.